CUGAUGUCCUUAGCCACACCCAAGAAUCCCCUUGCUCCGUAUAUAAACGGCAUAAAAGCCACAAAAGCAAAAACCCUAAUUUUGCAACAGCAAGAGCCCUUCUUUGAGCUAAAUUGGAGUCGCUGAAUCAGGGCCGUAUCAGCAAAAAUGAAGUUCAAUAUCGCAAAUCCAACCACUGGGUGCCAGAAGAAGCUUGAGAUUGACGAUGACCAGAAACUCCGUGCAUUUUUUGAUAAGAGGAUCUCACAAGAAGUCAGUGGAGAUGCACUGGGUGAGGAGUUCAAGGGUUAUGUAUUUAAGAUUAUGGGAGGCUGUGACAAACAGGGUUUUCCAAUGAAGCAAGGAGUUCUAACUCCAGGCCGUGUUCGACUUCUGCUUCACAGAGGUACCCCUUGCUUCCGUGGUUAUGGAAGGAGGAAUGGAGAACGUAGAAGGAAGUCUGUUCGUGGGUGCAUUGUUAGUCAAGAUCUCUCAGUUCUGAACUUGGUUAUAGUCAAGAAAGGUGAAAAUGAUCUGCCUGGACUGACAGAUGUUGAGAAGCCUAGAAUGAGGGGUCCUAAGAGAGCAUCAAAGAUCCGGAAACUGUUUAACCUCUCAAAGGAGGAUGAUGUCCGGAAAUAUGUCAACACUUAUCGCCGAACAUUUACAACCAAAUCUGGUAAGAAGGUUAGUAAGGCCCCUAAAAUUCAGAGGCUGGUGACUCCAUUGACUUUGCAAAGGAAGCGUGCUAGAAUUGCUGACAAGAAGAAGAGAAUUGCAAAGGCCAAGGCUGAGGCUGCUGAGUACCAGAAGCUCCUUGCCUCCAGGUUGAAGGAGCAGCGUGAACGCCGCAGUGAAAGUUUGGCAAAGAAGAGAUCUAGGCUAUCUGCAGCCUCAAAGCUCUCGGCAUAGAUGCUUCUACGAGCGAUGUCAUUUCUUGAAUAGGUUGAGGUAAUUUUGAUUGUUACUGUUCUUUGGCUUUUGGAAGUUCAAUUUUGGAUGUUUCCUGCAUCUAUAAACAAUUUCGAACAUCUGAAAUAUUUGUUUUUACUUUCAUAUGCUGUGGGAUUGUGAAUCACCUCAUUUUGUUUCUCUCUGGUGGAUGGUUUCAUUUAUGAUUAGAUGAUUUUUCUUGUAUGUUGAAGACUUAUUUGCAGUAUUUAUGCAGUCACAUUUUAUUUUU
Messenger RNA from Ricinus communis (castor bean), 1162 nucleotides. RefSeq names its product 40S ribosomal protein S6. Gene Ontology annotation, molecular function: structural constituent of ribosome. Gene Ontology annotation, biological process: translation. The transcript has 6 exons. The record is from RefSeq and is a predicted model, not a curated record. Gene Ontology annotation, cellular component: ribosome. Lineage: Eukaryota; Viridiplantae; Streptophyta; Magnoliopsida; Malpighiales; Euphorbiaceae. Bases 148 to 891 code for a protein of 247 amino acids.